AUGGGGUCCAGCACAUCGAAACCAGAGCAAUCGGGCUACCAAUGGAAGGCCUCAGGGACGCCGGGUGUUUCCAUGCCUGUCCUCGACUCCCUGCAGUCCAGCGCCGAGACCGACGCCUCGCGUGCCAAGCUGCUCGAGCAGCAGAUCCACGCCCGUGUCGCCGACGAGCUCAAGAAGCUGCAGAAGCGCGAAGCCGAAGCCCUCGCCGCCGCCCACGACAAGAUUGCCGCCGCCACCGCGUCCUCCUCAAAGUCGACCGACAAGGCCGACAACAGCAACGGUCCGACCCGCUUCACCGUCGGCAAGGAGGUCGACGCCCUCCGCAAGAAGCUGGAGGAGCGCAAGCAGGUCCGCGCGCUGCCUGACAGCGUCGAGGCGGCGCGCACAAAGGUGAUUGAGUGCCUGCGCACCAAUGACCGCCGGCCGCUCGACUGCUGGCAAGAGGUGGACGACUUCAAGGCCGAGGUCAAGAAGCUGGAAAAGUCGUGGGUCGACAAGGUCGUGUCGUGA
Beauveria bassiana ARSEF 2860 is the source of this 510-nucleotide messenger RNA. Its product is annotated as ochre suppressor tyr-tRNA. The transcript has 3 exons. Lineage: Eukaryota; Fungi; Ascomycota; Sordariomycetes; Hypocreales; Cordycipitaceae. The record is from RefSeq and is a predicted model, not a curated record. Bases 1 to 510 code for a protein of 169 amino acids.